AUGGCCGUCUCGCCUCUUGCACUCGUGCUCCUCCUCCUCGCCUUCGCCGUGUCUCUCUUGUACAUCCUCCGUAGGCCCGCCCCUCUGCGCAGCGGCAGCGAUGGAGGACGGAGGCAUCUUCCGCCGUCACCGCGCGGCCUCCCGCUGCUCGGCCACCUACAUCUCCUCGGCUCGUUGCCGCACCGGGCCCUGCGGUCCCUGGCCGCCGCACACGGCCCGGUCCUGCUGCUCCGGCUCGGCCGCGUGCCCGCCGUGGUCGUGUCCUCGCCGGCCGCCGCGGAGGAGGUGAUGAGGGCCCGCGACCUGGCCUUCGCGAGCCGGCCCCGGAGCGCCAUGGCCGACCGGCUCCUCUACGGGCGCGACGUAGCGUUCGCGCCCUACGGCGAGUACUGGCGCCAGGCGCGCCGCGUGUGCGUGGUCCACCUCCUCAGCCCGCUCCGCAUCCUCUCCUUCCGCGGCGUCCGGGAGGAGGAGGCCGCCGCGCUGGUCGAGCGCGUCCGCGGAGCGGCGGCGGGCGGCGCCGCCGUGGACCUGUGUGAGCUCCUCGUCGCCUACGCCAACACGGUGGUCUCGCGCGCCGCGUUCGGGGACGACAGCGCGCGCGGCCUGUAUGAGGAAGGCAACAAGGAACGCGAGCUGAGGAAGGUGUUCAACGACUUCCAGGAGCUGCUCGGCACGGCGCCUCUGGGGGAGCUCCUGCCGUGGCUGGGGUGGUUGGACGCCGUGAGGGGGAUGGAGGGGAAGAUCAGACGGACGUUCAAGGCGCUCGACGGUGUGCUCGAGAAGGUGAUCGGCGACCACCGCCGCCGGCGUCAAGCCGGCCAGCAGACGGGAGAUGACGGCGGCGAUCACAGGGAUUUCGUGGACGUGUUGUUGGACGUGAGCGAUACUGACGACGAAGCUGGCAUGCGUCUCAGCACGACCGAAAUCAAGGCCAUCAUUUUGGACAUGUUCGCGGCGGGCACGGACACGACGAGCACGGCAAUGGAGUGGGCCAUGGCGGAGGUCAUCACGCACCCAGACAGCAUGCGUAAGCUCCAGGACGAGCUCAGGGCGGCCGUCGGUGGCUCCGGGCACGUCAUCACCGAGGACCACAUCGACAAGCUGCACUACCUCAAGGCGGUGGUCAAGGAGACGCUACGCCUGCACCCACCGAUCCCGCUCCUCGUGCCCCGAGAGCCACAAGACGACGCCGAGAUACUCGGCCACCACGUCCCGGCGGGCACGCGGGUGGUCAUCAACGCGUGGGCCGUCGGCCGGGACCCGGCGGCGUGGGAGCGCGCCGAGGAGUUCGUACCAGAGAGGUUUCUCGACGGCGCGGUGGACUACAAGGGGCAGGACUUCCAGCUGAUACCGUUCGGUGCUGGGCGGCGGGGGUGCCCCGGGGUCGGAUUCGCCGCGGCGACCGUUGAGAUGGCGCUGGCGAGUUUGAUGUACCAUUUCGACUGGGAGCCGGCCGGGGCGUCGCUGGACAUGCGCGAGGUGAACGGGCUCGCCGUGCAUCUCAAGUCCGGCCUGCCGCUUGUCGCUAAACUGCGGUUUCGUUAG
Messenger RNA from Triticum turgidum subsp. durum (durum wheat), 1548 nucleotides. The record is from the annotation of a GenBank genome assembly. Lineage: Eukaryota; Viridiplantae; Streptophyta; Magnoliopsida; Poales; Poaceae.